Messenger RNA from Schistosoma guineensis, 1817 nucleotides. NCBI's taxonomy places the organism in Eukaryota, Metazoa, Platyhelminthes, Trematoda, Strigeidida, Schistosomatidae. The record is from the annotation of a GenBank genome assembly.
AAUGAAUGCACUAUGAUUUAUUUAUGCAUAAAUUCAUAAAUGUUGAUUGGAUAUUUAUAUGACUUGGAUAUUAUCCGACAGAGAAAAAAAGUGAAUGGGUGAUUGAGAAAUAAAUCUAAAUCAAAUAAACAUAAGAUUAAUAGGUCAAUAAUGCCAUCAGCAGAUAUUGAUAGUUCACGACAUUUGAUAAGUCAACCUUUAUGGAUAAAAGAUCCUAAUUAUUUUGAUUUACAAAGUUCAACUAGAUCUGAUUAUUUAUGGGAUCCAAGAACUUCACGCAAAACUGAACCUGAAGGAAUUCGUGCACGCAGUUUCAAGCCAAAAGUUUCAGCAUACAAAAGUACAAUUAAUUGGGAUUUAGGUGAGAAAGCAAAAUCUAUCUCGUGUGUACAUACAAAAGUCAAUCCAAAUAAAUUUCAGAAUCAUAGUUAUUCGUUGACUAGUUUAUUAGAUCAGCAACCAAGAGAUUGGCUUAUUGAUGAUUAUGAUUCGAAACACAAAGGAUGGCGACGGACAGAUCAGAUAAUAAGAAAUAAAGAAUCAUUUACAAAAAAUUCAUUAUAUCGUGAACAAUUCCCGCCAAAGGAAGCUGUUCAUGUACAACCGGUAAAACCUGUUCAUAUACCAUUAAAAACUUCAGAGAAAUUUACUGAUAAAUCUGUUUAUACUGAUGAAUAUAUAUGGCGACCAGUAUUAAUAGAUUAUAAUCAAUUAAAGCAUCACAAACUUUGUCUUCCUAUUGAAAUGAUUCCUUCAAAGCCCAGAGAUGAAUCAGAUAUGAUAAAUGUUGGCGAAAAUGUCAUGUCAAUGCCUGGUACCAAUCCAAACUUAUUUAAAAGUACAAUUUACAGAGAGGAUUUUCAAAGACAUGCAUUGACUAGCAAAGAACCAGUUAUGUGUAGGAAAAUUGCGCCUGUGAUCAAAUUAUCUAAAAUAUUAAAACCACCAUAUGAAAUUCAAGAAUCAUAUUCUACUAUAAAUUCAAGAUAUCAAUAUGAUUAUGGUAGUUCAAUAAAACAUCGUCAUUUAUCUCAUCAUUUACCUGCAGCUGGAAUAACAACAUUCCAUAAACCAAUUAAAAGUCAAAUACAAACUUAUUCAUUUAAUUACGAUAAUGAUCCUUUAUUUAUGAAAGAACAAUUUAAUCAUCAAAAGAAUUCCAUUCAAAACUUUCAUUCAAAUGUAAAUUUAUCACAACGACUAUAUUUACCAGAUAUCAUUGAACAAGUAGAAAAUAAAUGGCCAUAUUUAGAACAUAAAAAUGGAUGUUUCUAUUCAACGAAACCAUUAGAAGGAAGUUUUUAAAAAAUAAAAAAAACGGAUUCUUAUUCUUUAUUUUGUUUCUGUUAUGCUGUGAUAACAAUAAUCAGUGGUAAUUUUUGGGAUCCAUUUGUGGACCAAUAUUAUACGUAUAUAUUACCGUAUAAUUGUUAAUUAACUAAACUAUUCUUAUCGAUUAAAUGUUAAAUAUUUCUAUGGCAGUCGAUUGACUAAAUAAUCGAUUAAAUGAUUAAAAAUGCUUCCAUGGUAAUAUCGAUUAUAUACGUAUAAUUGAUAUAUAUAUAUACGUGGAUCGUUGUGUGAUCGCUCGUUUCUGGCUGUUUGCAGAAUAUACUUUCCCAUUCCAAGCUUGGACUUCUUCCUCUAGUAGUGGGGUUGGGAUGCAUCAAAUAGCUAGCUUACUGGUCUUUGGUCACUGAGUCUUUGUUCUGGUUCGCAGAUUAAGUGAACUCGUGAUAGCUUCAAACCUAGCAGUUUCUAUAACAAUUUUUUUACAACAUAAAUAUUUACAAAUAGAGAAAUAAAAAUGAUUGAUA